CCCCGUGCGCGCUCCCGGCCCGCCCGGCCUGCGUGGCAGCCGCCGGGGCUCGCGCCCGAGCGGUGGCGGGCAGCGCGUGCGCGGGCGGCGAGCGCGCGCGGCGAAGUUGUGUGCGGGACGCGGCGUCGCUCGCUCGUUCGCUGCGGGGCUGCGGCCGCCUGAACCCCCCCGGGACGGGCACCGGCGCUUCUCCGCCGCCUCGCCGGCCGCAGCAGACGCGUGAGGCAGAGUCUGGUAUGAUACCAUGGAAGGGCAGCACAACCACCCGCAUCAUCUAGGGGACCAGAACAACCCUCUUUGCAAGCUGCCGGGGCAGGAAUAUCAGCAUGAUCCUCAGAGACAUUUAACAUCGUACCCAUAUCGCUGCACACUGGCAGAUUUUCAGAUAGAGAAAAAGAUCGGCCGAGGACAAUUCAGUGAAGUUUACAAAGCGACUUGUCUUCUGGACAGAAAACCUGUUGCAUUAAAGAAAGUUCAGAUUUUUGAAAUGAUGGAUGCCAAGGCGAGGCAAGAUUGCAUCAAAGAAAUUGACCUCCUCAAGCAACUGAACCACCCCAAUAUUAUUAAGUAUUUGGAUUCUUUUAUUGAAGACAAUGAGCUGAACAUUGUCCUGGAGCUGGCGGACGCUGGGGAUCUCUCUCAGAUGAUUAAGUAUUUUAAAAAGCAGAAACGGUUAAUCCCGGAAAGGACGGUGUGGAAAUAUUUUGUGCAGCUAUGCAGUGCAGUCGAACACAUGCACUCCCGCAGGGUGAUGCACAGAGACAUAAAACCAGCCAACGUGUUUAUAACAGCCACAGGGGUGGUGAAGCUGGGAGAUCUUGGAUUAGGCCGGUUUUUUAGUUCUAAAACCACUGCAGCACAUUCCUUAGUGGGAACUCCAUACUAUAUGUCCCCAGAAAGAAUACAUGAAAACGGCUAUAACUUUAAAUCCGAUAUCUGGUCUUUGGGCUGUUUAUUGUAUGAGAUGGCAGCUCUCCAGAGUCCUUUCUAUGGAGAUAAGAUGAACCUGUUUUCUCUGUGCCAGAAAAUAGAGCAAUGUGACUACCCGCCUCUUCCAGCCGAACAUUAUUCUGAGAAGCUGCGGGAGCUGGUCAGCAUGUGCAUAUACCCCGAUCCGGAUCAGAGACCUGACAUUGGUUACGUGCACCAAAUAGCAAAACAAAUGCAUGUGUGGACCUCCAGCACAUGAAGCGGCCGCGCUCCACAAGCCAGCACAGCUUAGUCUUACUUGAAUUUUUUUCUCAGAUGAAACCGACUGGUGCCUGGUCACUCAAGUGAGGGUUGAGCACUCGUAGCAGAUGCUCCACUACUCUGCAGGUUAUUUGACAGGACUCUGACACGGUGGUCGUGCUUUAAAGUGAAGAUUCUGUGAGGUAUUGCAAGUGAUUGAUUUUUUUGUUUUUUUUAAGGCCAAUAACAUGUUACAGAUGUAGAUCAUUUAAUGGUCCUUUCUUAAAACUGUCGUGUGUAAUCUAGGCUAGAUGAUAUUAACAAGGUGUCAGCAUUUGACACACCCCUUCUAUCUUAACUGUAAUGUGAACUAUUGAAAUAAUUCCUUCAGUGAAAUCACUUUAUACUAAUGUAAGAAUUACAGUAGAUUUUGUGUAAUUUGUAUAACUGCUACUUUGCCUCUUCUGCAAAUGGUUAAUAGCAAAUUCAGUUUUUACUUGGUGUAUUUUAAACCAGCCAUUAUGUGUUUGUAUUGAUUCCCGUCUCUUCAGACGCAGGAUCUGGGAAGGUUGGGGGGGAAACACAUUUGUUUCAAGAUAUUUUUUUUUAAUUGAAAAUGUAGAGUAUUUUGCUGGUGCAUUUAUCUGUUAACUUGGCUACAGCCAGUGAGAGAAGUUAAGCCUGUACCUGGGGAAAAGGAACACCACGCCAAACCAACCCAGAGCAAGUGCUGCUUCUGCAAGUAAUUUCUCUUUAAACUCAUUUCCCAUUUGGCUUGGGUCUUUCAGACUUGUUCUUGUGACAAACCAGGGCUUAGCUAAGCCAACUCGACCUUGGUGGAGAUCCUUCACAGGUUCUGGAGUACAAUGAACUGUAGGUAAAACGGUGUUUUAAACACUUGGAAACAUUUAGAAAAGAAAGAAGUGAAAUGCUUUGUGUAUCUGAUUCUCCGUAAGGCUCAGCCCCGUCUGUUUAACUGUGAAAGCUGAUUUACAGAAUGUGAAUUUUUAUAAAAUCUCAACCUGAUUUGAAGGAGUCAUCUUCUUUACAUGGAAAUUUUCAACCAACUAAAUUCAUUCAUUGAAUCAA
Columba livia (rock pigeon) is the source of this 2259-nucleotide messenger RNA. It is a transcript of the gene NEK6, whose product is annotated as NIMA related kinase 6. The coding region runs from base 245 to 1189 and encodes 314 amino acids. The transcript has 10 exons. NCBI's taxonomy places the organism in Eukaryota, Metazoa, Chordata, Aves, Columbiformes, Columbidae. The record is from RefSeq and is a predicted model, not a curated record. Gene Ontology annotation, cellular component: cytosol. Gene Ontology annotation, molecular function: protein serine/threonine kinase activity; ATP binding. Gene Ontology annotation, biological process: positive regulation of canonical NF-kappaB signal transduction; regulation of mitotic metaphase/anaphase transition; chromosome segregation.